AUGUCGACUCUCAAGCGAAAACGUGGAGGACGGUUACCCGAAGGAAAAAAGGCUAAAAAAGUCAAAACUGUCAUUGAUGAAGGCAAACCACCGGCUGACAAUAUACAGGAGAAUAAGGAUGAAAUCAGCAUUCCGCCGCCGGUUUCCAUGGGCAAAUGGACCAACAAGGAAAGGGUUCUUAUCUUCUCUUCGAGAGGAAUUAACUACAGAACGAGACAUUUGAUGAAAGACCUGAGGAGCAUCAUGCCACAUUCAAAAGCAGAUACCAAGAUGGACAGAAAGGACAAGCUAUUUGUUAUUAAUGAGGUAUGCGAGAUGAAAAACUGCAACAAGUGCCUCUUUUUCGAAGCCAAGAAGAAGCAGGACCUCUAUAUGUGGAUAUCAAAUAGCCCUCAUGGACCCUCUGCAAAAUUCCUGGUUCAGAACAUUCACACACUAGCUGAGCUCAAGCUGACCGGAAACUGCUUGAAAGGAUCAAGGCCACUGUUAUCAUUCGAUCCCACAUUUGACAAGGAGCCCCACUAUGCUUUGCUGAAGGAGCUCUUUAUUCAGACUUUCUCCACGCCGCGCUAUCACCCGAAAAGUCAGCCAUUUGUGGACCACGUGUUCACCUUCACCAUUGCAGAUAACAGGAUUUGGUUCAGGAAUUACCAGAUCAUUGAGGAGGAUGCUGCGCUGGUGGAAAUCGGACCUCGCUUUGUCCUCAACCUCAUAAAGAUGUUUCAGGGGAGCUUCGGCGGUCCUACGCUUUAUGAAAACACGCACUUCAAGUCUCCUAAUAUGCACCGGCGCGAGCUCCGUCUGGCGGCGGCGGCCCGCGUGCAAGAGAGGCAGAUGGUGAAGGAGGCGCUAAGGGCCAAGAAGGCCGAACUUAAACCGGAGAUCAUCAGCGACGUGACGGACAAAGUUUUCGACACUCCAGCGCCGGAGAAAACCGUGAAAAUCCAGACGGAGCCGCCAGAACCUCAAGAGAAGAAGAAAAGGAAGAAGAAACCGUUCCAAAGGAACAGGAAGAAGAUGGGGUCUAAGAAACUCUAA
Molecule: messenger RNA, 1038 nt
Organism: Nerophis lumbriciformis (worm pipefish)
Lineage: Eukaryota; Metazoa; Chordata; Actinopteri; Syngnathiformes; Syngnathidae
Source: RefSeq, a predicted model, not a curated record